CUCGCUAUCCACCACUACUUUACACCUCUAUUCCAAUUCGAUAUCCUUCUAUCAGUAACGCCGUCGCAUACGUCGAUCGCCCACGCUUUCGACCCCCGAAUCCCCAGCACGAUCCAAUUUUGCAGACGAUAAGAGAGUGGCCCAGGAUGAAUCCCCAGAUGCAGAUUUACCGGCAGUAUCCCCAGCAGGCUCAGGGAAGGGCCCCAGCCUCGCGAAGACCAGGUCAAAUAGCCCCAGCGCAGCAUAGCCACCAACAAGCUCAAGCUCAAUUGGUUUCACAGCAAAUGCAACAGCGUAAUGCCGCCAUCGAACAUCAAUUGGCUCAGCGCCGCGCCCGAAAGCCGACCGACCGGAACAUGCCCGAAGGUAUUGAUGACCUAGUGAUUGGAGAAGGUGUGAAACAGUACAAGGAGCUUCGAGAAAUGGAAAAGAAACUAGAUCAUGCAAUGGCGAGGAAGAGACUAGAGAUUCAGGACUCUUUCAGCAGAAACAUCAAACGCCAGAGAACCAUGCGCAUCUGGAUUUCCAACACCGCAUCCAAUCAACUCUGGCAAGUUAGCCCUGAUGAAAACAGCUUCACAUUCGAACGAGAGGGCGAACCCACGUAUCAAGUCAAAGUCGAGGGUCGGCUCCUUGAAGACCCUGAAGAUGAUAUCCUCUACGAAUCAGAUGACGAAGACGCCAAACCAACUGAAGCCUCCUCAUCUCAGCAACCAUUCAAGCGAUUCUCCCACUUCUUCAAAGCCAUCAGUGUCGAGUUUGACAAGACUCAUUCAGCCUCAGGAGACCCAAACUACCAAGUAUCAUGGAAAAAACAAGCUAACAGCGGCGAGUUGGACCAUUUUCGUUUUCAACGUAGAUCGGACGAAAACCUCAAUGUCUCCAUCUUGUUGACCCGAGACGAACAGCCCGAGAGAUUCCGGCUCAGUCAAGCGCUGGCCGCUACACUCGAUAUGGAAGAAGCUGAUCGCGCCGAAGUCGUCAUGGGAAUCUGGGAAUACGUCAAAGCAAUGGGUCUACAGGAAGACGACGAACGCCGCACCAUCCGCUGUGACGAGCGGUUACGACAGAUUUUCAAUUCCGACACACUAUUCUUCCCUCAAGCCGCCGAACGACUUGUCCCACAUUUACAUCCUCUCCCACCGGUCCGACUUCCCUACACAAUCCGCGUUGAUGAAGCCUUUCAAUCAAACCCCGAACCCACCGUGUAUGACAUUCAAGUCACGGUUGAAGAUCCGCUACGGGCGUUGAUCUUGAAGAUGACCCAGAAUCCCGAACAUCAAGCGACCCUGCGUCAAAUUGUACGGACUGAUGACGAGUUGGCGAUUCUCGUGCAAGCCAUUCAACACCACAAAGCUCGUCAUACCUUCUUCACCUCGUUGGCCAAGGACCCCAAGAGAUUCAUGGAGCGAUGGAUGAGUAGUCAAAAGAAGGACUUGAGUGUUCUGCUUGCUGAGGCGGAGAGAGGGGAUGUCGCGGGUAUGGAAUAUGCCCAAAGUGGCGACACUGGAUCAUGGAGCGCGGAUCUGGUCAAUGAGGCAGUGAGAUAUCGUCUGGCCAGGGCUGAAGCAAUUCGGUGAUAUGGCUUAUGUCUCCUGUAUGUGUGUGUAUUUACAGUUUAAGCAUGGCGCUAUCGGUGGUGCUGGUGCGAAUGCUGGUGGUGGCUGGUUGCCUGCGUACUCGUGUGAAGUACUUGACGCUCAUGGACUGAGAGCGAAAUGGGCAACAUGGGAAAUGUUACAACAAGAACUUGAGGGAUUCGAAACGUAGAUGCUGGUGUCUUGAAUUUCAAGCAUACCACCUACCUUGAUUGCUGUGCGGCAAAAUCAUGAGUGUAUUAUAUCUAUAGGACUGUUGUACAUGGCCAAAGUUUGGACCUCUUCAA
Exophiala mesophila is the source of this 1885-nucleotide messenger RNA. RefSeq lists its product as uncharacterized. The coding region runs from base 147 to 1580 and encodes 477 amino acids. The transcript has 2 exons. NCBI's taxonomy places the organism in Eukaryota, Fungi, Ascomycota, Eurotiomycetes, Chaetothyriales, Herpotrichiellaceae. Gene Ontology annotation, cellular component: nucleus; SWI/SNF complex. The record is from RefSeq and is a predicted model, not a curated record. Gene Ontology annotation, biological process: regulation of transcription by RNA polymerase II.